AAAGACACCAUCAUCGUAAGAUCCAGCUAUAAAGAUAAAGGGCCUCACUCCACCUACCUCCUUGUGAAGUCAGAGGAUCCCAAAGUGCUGCAGGUGGUGAAUGUGACCAGGACCUCCCUGGGUGUCACAGACUUCACCGUCAGCCUGAAGACUUUCCCAGGAGACACAAAUCUGACCCUGCAGCUCUGGGAGUCUGAAGGUAGGCAAACAACACUCAUUGAAGAGAUAAAGACUGUCAGAGUGAGAGUGUUCGGGCAGACGGAGGACAGCCACUUCCAGGCACCAAUCCAUGUCUACACCUUCCUGCUUGUCUUAUCAAUGAUCCUUCUAAAUAAAUGUGCCUUUGGCUGCAAGAUCGAAUUCCAGGUGCUUGAAACAGCGUGGAAGAGACCGUUGCCAAUACUUCUUGGGGCGGUUAUACAGUUUUUUCUUAUGCCAUUCUGUGGUUUUCUCUUGUCUCAGAUUUUGGAUUUGCCUAAGGUACAAGCUUUUGGAUUCAUAAUGACCUGCACGUGCCCAGGAGGAGGGGGCUAUCUCUGUGCUCUCCUUCUGGAAGGGGAUGUCACUUUGUCCGUUUUGAUGACUUGCACGUCAGCAUCUCUGGCCCUGAUCGUGAUGCCUGUCAACUCGUACUCAUACAGCCGGCUGCUGGGGCUAGCAGGUGUAUUUCACAUUCCUGUCUUGAAGAUCGUGUCUACUCUUCUGUUCAUACUUACGCCCAUAUCGACUGGUGUAGUCGUAAAGCACAGAAUGCCUGAAAAAGCAUUUAUGCCUGAAAAAGCAUGUUUAGAGAGAAUAGUGCGGCCUCUGAGUUUGACUUUAAUGUUCGUGGGGGUCUACUUGGCUUUCAGGAUGGGACUGGUGUUUCUGAGAAUGGCUAACCUAGAGGUGUUUCUUUUGGGGCUUCUGGUUCCUGUACUGGGCUUUUUGUUUGGCUAUUCCUUUGCUAAGGUCUACCUGCUGCCUCUUCCUGUUUGCAAAACGGUUGCUGUCGAGAGUGGGAUGUCGAAUAGUUUCUUGGCCCUGGUCAUCAUUCAGCUUUCUUUUUCCCAGACCAAAGCCCAUGAGGCCUCUGAAGCUCCUUUCACAGUAGCCAUGUGUUCCGGCUGUGAAAUGUUACUGCUCAGUGAAGGGAGUCUUCAUGAAAUUGUUGUGCCACUUAUGUUUAAGCAUCCUUGCAAGGACAAGCUCGGCCAGGCCAUCAGCACCAAGCUGAGCGACGACGGGAAGGCGGGGUUUCGAGACGUCCAUCCUCGCUCUCAGCUUCAAUGGGGCGGGACUUCCUGUCGGAGCAAUCCCCCGUUACCUCCGGAAGAGCCUAGGAACCGAGUCCUCGGACGCCGGCGGUUGAGCACCGAUUGCGGUGCGCUCGCGCGAGGUGAGUCGGUUCUGUCCCUGCGUUCUGCGCAGCGUUAUUCGGUGGCCGAGGCGUGGGCUCCCGGCGGGCUGCGGACGAGCUCUCCCCAUGCUGGGCCGGGGCGGCGGCCGGGCCCUCCUCCAGGCCGUGCUCGCCGCAGUGCUCCGGAAACAGCCGAGCCGCUUCGCCCGGAGGUCCUCGGUCUCCGAGGUUGUGAGUCGCAGAAUGAGCCCGGCUCUGCCCAAGCCCGCGGGGCUCUACACGGCAAGUUCCAGGCCCACGAAUUCACAGGGUUGGGGAUGCCCUGCAUCAGGAGCGGGGACAAGUGA
This is a messenger RNA of Apodemus sylvaticus (European woodmouse), 1686 nucleotides long. It is a transcript of the gene Slc10a5, whose product is annotated as solute carrier family 10 member 5. The record is from RefSeq and is a predicted model, not a curated record. Gene Ontology annotation, molecular function: bile acid:sodium symporter activity. Gene Ontology annotation, biological process: bile acid and bile salt transport. Gene Ontology annotation, cellular component: membrane. Lineage: Eukaryota; Metazoa; Chordata; Mammalia; Rodentia; Muridae.